CCACCAAACACUGAGAACAGUGUACAACAGCAGCUUAUGCUUACAUCAGCAACCACCCCCUCCAAACACACACACACGCACACACACACACACACACAGACACACACACACACACACACCAACGCAUACACUUAUCCAGCGUCAUUGCGUUCCACCACUCAAGGACUUUCUCGUCUUUCCUUGGAAGUUUGUGGGCACAUUAAACCUUGUUCCUGAGACAGGACCCCCUGCUGCAGUGUGAGCCUCAUCUCAGCUCCAGCCUGACAGGCUUGUUCUUCAGAGGAAGGCGUGAGCAGUGAUGGGUGAUUGGAGUCUCCUGGGAAACUUCCUUGAAGAGGUGCAGGAGCACUCGACUUCGGUGGGCAAGGUCUGGCUGACCGUCCUCUUCAUCUUCCGUAUCCUGGUCCUGGGCACGGCGGCGGAGUCCUCCUGGGGCGAUGAGCAGUCGGACUUCAUGUGUGACACCAAGCAGCCUGGCUGCGUCAACGUGUGCUACGACAAGGCCUUCCCCAUCGCCCACAUCCGCUACUGGGUCCUGCAGAUCGUGUUCGUCUCCACCCCCUCCCUCAUCUACAUGGGCCACGCCAUGCACACGGUCCGCAUGGAGGACAAGCGGCGCCAGAGGGAGCAGGAGCAGGGUGGGGAAGGGGGCGGGGCUGAGGAGAAGGGCUACCUGGAAGAGAGGGAGGCUGGGAAGGCUGAGCCCUGGGGAAAGAUUCGCCUGAAGGGGGCGCUGCUGAAGACGUACGUGCUCAGCAUCCUGAUCCGCACCGUCAUGGAGGUGACCUUCAUCGUGGUGCAGUACAUGAUUUACGGGAUCUUCCUCAACUCUCUCUACCUCUGCGAGGCCUGGCCCUGUCCAAACCGGGUCAACUGCUACAUGUCCCGCCCCACUGAGAAGAACGUCUUCAUCGUCUUCAUGCUGGCAGUGGCGGGAGUGUCGCUCUUCCUGAGCGUAGUGGAACUCUACCACCUGGCCUGGAAACAGUCCAAAAAGUGCCUGAGGGCCUAUGCUGCCUCCCACGCCCUGGACAGCACACCCUCUAUGGUGGUGCAAGUUUCCCCAGAGACCAGUGCGCCACCCCACACCUCCUGCACUCCGCCCCCUGACUUCAGUCAGUGCCUGGCACCGCCACCCGCUCACACCCACCCCAACUGCCACCCCUUCAACAACAGGAUGGCCCACCAGCAGAACUCUGCCAACCUGGCGACCGAACGCCGCCACAGCCACGGCAACCUGGAGGGGGAGGACUUCCUGGAGAUGAGCUCUGUGGAGGGGGCAGAGACUCCAGCUCCGCUGCUCCACGCCACAUUCCUCAAAGACAAGCGCCGGCUCAGCAAGACCAGCGGCUCCAGCAGCCGUGUGCGGCCCGACGACCUGGCCGUGUAGGCCCAGAACCUGGUUUAGGGAAAAGAGAAAAAAGAGAGAGGGCGGGAGGUAUGGAGGAAGGGAGGUAAAGAAAGAUGGAGGGGGGCAAUAUAGAG
Molecule: messenger RNA, 1485 nt
Organism: Anguilla anguilla (European eel)
Lineage: Eukaryota; Metazoa; Chordata; Actinopteri; Anguilliformes; Anguillidae
Gene: gja5a
Product: gap junction protein, alpha 5a
Exons: 2
Coding region: 299-1390 (363 amino acids)
Biological process (GO): cell communication
Cellular component (GO): connexin complex
Source: RefSeq, a predicted model, not a curated record